Pogonomyrmex barbatus (red harvester ant) is the source of this 5673-nucleotide messenger RNA. RefSeq lists its product as uncharacterized. The record is from RefSeq and is a predicted model, not a curated record. Lineage: Eukaryota; Metazoa; Arthropoda; Insecta; Hymenoptera; Formicidae.
UUCUUUUAUAUAAUUAUAUUUAGAGAAAUGUAUUAAUAAUAGACAAUAGGUGUCUAAUAGUAAAUUUGAAAGGUUACUGGUUUCAAUUAGAGAAAAUAAUUCCAUUUCUGCUUUAAUGUAGAAUUAUAAGACAGAAACGAUUUCUAAUUCAAUAAGGCUAACAUUAGCUGUAAGCCAUAAGCGCUUUUCCUGGAAGGCAAAAUCCCCUCACCCACUAGCCGCUUUACCUGACGGUAAAAGUUCCUAUAUGCUACCGUCGAGUUGGAUAUGCGUACGAUAUACAUACCACAAUAUUCAUAUCUUCACAUACGAUUUGCGACCUGAUCUAAAUUAUACAACUAGAUUUUCGAGGAAUAGAAGCGUCUUAAGAGUGACUGAAUCAUUUCGAUUCUUUGCAAUGCUGCUUCCGCUUUUAAAAUCUACAAAUGCUCUGUACAUCAUAAUAAAUUAUAGAAAAGCCAGGAAUGUUACGUUCCAUGUGCGUGUUUCGACCUCGUGUUUCGAGAAGUCGAACGGAGGCAGGAUCAACUUGAAGAGAAAGGCGAAGAAAAAUCGGGGCUCCAUGCUGGCUGCUACGGCGAACUGCUAAGCGGCACGCAAGCAAGCAGUCAGACAUUCACAGCAGACAACAUGGCGCCGAGAGCGUCGUCGUCGUCACGCCGGCGUGACGUUUCCCGCGCGCGUCAUUAACGGAAGUGAACCCACAAAAUGGCGGAGUUUUACGGCGCUGAGGUGUGAAAGGGAAGAGAGAAAGGAGAGAACAGGGAGGGUAUCUAUGCCUGCGGGCAGUUAGGUAGGCGAUCGAGGCAGUAUGACGAGGACCCUGUAGAAAGAGAGGAGGUUAGGUCGGUGGCAUAGAGAAAGAAGAAUGACUGGUAGCCGCCUUCGGCGGUAGACUAGUGUUCGUCGUACUGUACGAAUGGAGCAACGAUGUGUUGAGGGGGCGACCAUUAGAUAGAAAGAGCUAAAAUGACGAAGGCGAUACGUCGAACGCAGAUAGUGCUAAACGAAGUGACGAGCGAGGUGGGGAUACAUAGAAGAGAGGCCGGGAAUGCGAGGAGAGAGGUUUGAGGGAACGAGAGAGCAAGAGACGGCAAUAGAGCGGAGGGGAAAGACCAGUGAGAAGCAGCGGCAGACUCGCCGGUGGGGAUGAAAAUUAGUUACGGCAUCCAAGACCUAAAAGGAACUCCGGCGCCGCACGGUCAGAUCGCAUCGUGCAAUGUUAAGCGUUAAGGUAGCCUCGUGCGUCGUUGACAGUGCCGGUUUCGAACUUUGUGAUAGCUGUAACCUGCGUCGUCAUUAUACUCGGACUCGUGAGCGACGUAACGGUCAUUGCGCUACGGGUGCGAAAAAGUUAUGUGUGUAUAAUAUUUUAAGUAAAAACUUUAUUCUGUGAGUGAGAGAUGCUUAGUGAAGAUAAUUCAGUGAAAAUGAUUCAUUCGAAGCACCAACAAUCAGUGCAUCAACAACACCAGCAGCAAAAUAUGCGAAAAUCUGUGGGCGUUAUGGGUACGAGGCGUAUCUUCACAACUGCUUUUAAAAUCAAAGUUCUGGAUUCCUAUAGGCACGAUAAAGAUUGCCGCCAAAAUCAACGUGCUACCGCGAGAAAAUACGGUAUUCAUCGUCGUCAAAUACAGAAGUGGCUACAAUGUGAAGAACAACUCAGAAAUAGCGUUGAAAAUGGAAAUACUGGGGCCGUUUCAUCUGCGACUGUUUCCCCAACGAGCAUUUCUAAAUCGGAUAGUACUGUGACGGAAGCCACAAGGAGUACCGUGACUCCAGCAACGCCGGCCUUGAACCUCAACCUCGCCAGACAGCACGGCGACGAGCUGACUACACAGCAAGGGCCCCCACCUUCUCAUCCUCCGCAUGGCAGUGCACCCUCCUCGCCCCAAUAUAGCCUUCAGACCACUACCACUGGCACGGCUUUGCCCCUAUGCUUGACAUCUGUGGUCUAUCAAGAAUAUUCAUCGGAACAACGUCUUCGUUUGAUUGAAGAAGAUAGAGUUCAUAUACCAGAGGUUCAUAGAUACUCAGACGCGCAAGUAGAUCAGGAAUGUAAUUAUUAUGUAUUGAACGGAGACGGACAGCGAGAUGCAGAAGCAGCCCCAGUAUUCGCUGGUAGAAACGAGGUGAAGGUAUAUCAAACUUUGACGAGCUACCAUUCACCACAUCAAGAGCAUCGAUAUGGCACGAAUGAUAUCAACAACAGCACGCAUAAUCAUUCGCCGAAUCAUCAUCACCCGCAGCAGCGAGAACAAAGUUAUGGGAACGUCGAUUCAUUCGACGGGAGAUCAUAUAGCCUGCUACUAGCGCCGUCGAUGAUAAAGACAGAGCCAGCGAGUCCAGACACAGCGGCGACGUCAGGUCCGUACGAAUCGGCGGGAUCUCCCAGUGGCCCACGGGCCCCACUCUCACCGAUACCACAUCGAAGCGCCGAUAACGGUGGCUCGUCGUCGUCGUCCGUUCACUUUGUGGACCCCUCACGAACCCCUACGAGCCCGUACCUGCAUGUGCACACGCAUGAACACGCACACACGUGUCCACCGCUGAAUUCCGACAAGUCGAUCCCGUCGCUUCUGCAGCAGGAGAGGAGAGAGUCGGAUGAGACGACGCAGCAUAUCGAGGAAAAGAGAGAGGAGGAGAUACAAGAGAAGACGGAAUACUGUACGACAUUGAUCAAAGAAGAGGUGCAUUUGGAAGAAGAGCCGUAUGACGAUGGGGAAGCAUCUUCGUGUAUUGACUAUCAACGACCACCUGUUAGCAGGUCGUCACCAGAUAGUUCAGGUCCCGUAAGCCCUAUAUACGAUCGCAAUGGUUACUCUUUGCCUUCGAGUCCUCGUGAUUCCGCCAGCGCCGGAAGAUCCAGAAGUAGCUGGUCUGAUAGCGAGAUGGAUCCUCUCAUUUCCUCCAACAGUUUGAAUUCAUCCGGCAAUUUUACUCGCAGACGAUCUUUUCCUUUGCGUUUUAAACUCGACGUUCUCGAUGCUUUCCAUCAUGACAAAGAGGUAAAAGAUAAUCAACGAGCUACUGCAAGAAAAUUUGGCAUAAAUCGUCGUCAAGUACAAAAAUGGUUAGAACAAGAAACGGAUCUCAGAGGUGAGAUUGCCCUUCGAGGAGAUUCGCGUCAACGAUUGGGCCCUAUCCAGGAUGUCGCUUCCGGUGACUCACCGUUGGAUCUGACGAUAAGUUACGCUUCGAACUGUGUUUCAUUGUUGCGUGACCGACUUGAGACCGAACAUGAACAGUCGCCAUCGCAUGCCUAUCGUUGCGAUGUUGGUUCCGUUUCUUCUCAACAUCCCUUGUACUAUCAAUAUAACGCUGGAAUAGAGCCAUCUUCCGAAGUGGAAUCCGUAGGGCCCUGCAAUCUAUCUUGCUCUGCGGAUAGCCGUACUACAACAUCGACGACAUCUUCGUAUUCGGAACUAUCUUUAAAAGAAUCUUGCUACACGGAGCCUUCAAUUAAGACAUAUUGUUAUUCGCCUAGGGCAAACUCCGUGGUUUCUAACUUUUCCGAAGGAUGCGAGCAAAGAUUUUCACCUUUGAAGAGACAACAUUGUAUAUUUUCUUGUUGCUACGAUAUGAUACCAUCGCCGAAAAGAUUUUGCGAUAGAUUUUUAGACGUAGACGAUGUACCUCCUCAACUCACGCCUCUCUGUCUUGUAAAGCCGAAAUUGACACGGGAAGUCUCCCCUUCACAAACGGAAUUGAUUACAAAACCAAUCAGUAAUGUAUCGACUUCGAAUAAUCCUGAUGCCAUCACCUUCAAGCCUUAUUUAGAUAAUCCUGUAAGUAAACCCACGAAGAAAUGCGUUGUUCAGCGCGAUUUAUCUCCUAUCAGUGGUCAUAAUAUUAAUAAUAAUAAUAAUAAUAAUAAUAAUAAUAAUUGUCAGAUAAUUUGUAAUUUAAAUGAAACUCAAAAUCACGAUUAUGAUUUUGAGCUUAAUUUACAAGUGCCGGUUUCUUGGAGGCCUGAUGUAGGUUUAUAUACAAGACUCCCGCAAAGAAGUGCAUUUGUUAGCGUAUCCUCACUUUAUAUGUAACUUCUUUCUAAAUCUCUAUCGUUAAUGAUGAAAUUUGAUAGUAGAACAUUAUAAAUUUAUGAAGCAAUUAUCUUUUAGUCAAUAUUUCUUUCGUUCUAGUUUAUUUAAAUGUAUUUCUCUCUCGGCGUAGGGAAAAAAACACGGAAACGAUCAGAUUAUAUUAUAGUUAAUUGGCUCGAGGGUGUAAAAAUUGGGCUUACAGGUUUCUCGGGUGAGAAUGUGCCGGCGAAAGAUCGAUUGGUGCGUGAUCUACUACACGUAGCAGACCACGUAAGCACUUAUCGUUUCCACGGAUCGUUGGUACCGCGUUAUACAUCGCGAUAAAGUCUUAAUCGGCCAUUGGACGAACCGAGGCGUGGAAGGAGAUUUUACAUGGUCGCGUCCUCGGCUGGCGUCUUCUAACUUCACCAGAUCUGCUUGAUUCUCUUCCCCUCCACCAUUCCAUCCGUUCGCUCCUCUCGAAAAAUCGUAUAGAUAUCCUGGUAGAUCUUUUUUCAUCAUUUAUCAUCGAGAUUAGAGAUCGGUGGUUAUCGGCUAGGCCGUUUAGAGGUCGAAUGCGUUUGCUAUAAUUACAGAAUUAUGUCAGAGAGCGCAGUCGUCUACUACGUCGCAUCAAAGAAAAGUUCGCGGAAAGAAAGCCGAAAAAUUUCGUAAAAUGCGAUGAAUUUAUUCUUGCAGCAUGAAACGUGAUGAAUAAAAAUUGAUAUUGUAGUCUUAUAUAAUAUGCAAGAUAUUUUUGAUUUGGCAUAGUCCAUGAGUACGAGUCUAUUCGGUUUCUUAUAUCAUCAUUGUACAUUGUGCUGCAUGGAUUACAUCAGACGAAAACAAUAUUUUUGGAAACGAUAUUUCUUCCAUUUUUUGUUUUCUACGGGAAUCUAUUCACCGACGGACGUUGACCGUACUAUUUCUUGGUAACACGCCACCCAUGACUUUCCGCGAACUGGGCGCGUGAUCGCAUUCAUCGCUGGUUACGAAUAUGCAUUCUAUCUGCAGAAAUCGUUUAAUUGCUCAAACAAUUUCUUCCAUGUGCGCACAUGUGUCACACGCGUACCACCAUUAUAUAAUGAGACUUUGUCAUUUUCUCCCCGCCUUCUUAUCGUUUAACAGUUGUCUAUCUUUUGCUCUUUUGUUCUUUCUUUUCAUUGUUCUCUCUUAGUUGAUGGUCUAUUUGUAUAUAUAUAUAUGUAAAUAUGUAAAUAUCAAAAGAAACGGGAAGAAAUGUGACAUUGUUGAUUUUUCGCCGCACCGAGGACUAUUGCAAUGCAUUCGGUGAAUAUAUGUAUUAUAAUGUUAUUUUAAAUGUUUAGAGUUUAAUCGAUUCUUCCUCGGGGAGAAAUAUUCUAUUUUUAUAUGAUCCCGUCUGAAAAAACAAAAAGUAAAAAAAAAAGUUAUAAGAGAGAAGAUGAAAAUUUGAAAUAAAAUGAACCACUUCCGCAGAGGCCAUUUCUCGUGCCUUUUUUAUAUCGGUACAAGAUAUGAAUCAUUUUUUACGAAUGGACGCAUAUAUUUAUGGGUUUGUAAUAGUGCAUAUAUUAAUAUUUCUAGGAAAUAAGACAUAGAUACGACAGAAAGAAAGAGUAAACAGAUUUGCUUAUUAUGCACUUCGAAAUUGAUUUGGCAAAUAAUAAUG